Diaporthe amygdali is the source of this 1515-nucleotide messenger RNA. RefSeq lists its product as uncharacterized. Bases 1 to 1515 code for a protein of 504 amino acids. The record is from RefSeq and is a predicted model, not a curated record. Lineage: Eukaryota; Fungi; Ascomycota; Sordariomycetes; Diaporthales; Diaporthaceae. The transcript has 3 exons. Gene Ontology annotation, molecular function: hydrolase activity, hydrolyzing N-glycosyl compounds.
AUGGGCUUGUCAAGGUCUAUACUGGGCGUUGUAGCCCUAGCUCUUGGAUUCUCCGAGGGGGUUUUAUGCCUAGCGCCGAGAAAUAAUUCGUCUCCUGACCUCAGCAGACUUCCGACGUUUGCAUCAAAACCGAGGGUCUUUAUCCUGUCAGAUAUUUUGGCCGAGGUUGACGACACUGAGUCCUUCGUCCGGUAUCUUCUGUAUUCAAAUGAAUUCGAGACCCGCGGAUUAUGUGCGUCUACGUCGGUGUGGUUGCAAAAUAUCACGCACCCAGAAGCGAUAAAGCAGAUCGUCGAGGCGUACGGAGAGGUCGUGGAUAACCUGAACAGUCAUGUCAGCCCCGAGGCCCAGUAUCAGAAUGCGAGCACCAUGCUGAGCCUGGUCACAUCUGGUCCCGCAGUCUUCGGAAAGGAGGCACUAUCCAUCGCACCGAGCGAAGGUGCCUUGCUCCUGGUCCAGCGCUUGGAAGAGUCAGAGGAGCCGUUGUGGAUUCCUACAUGGGGAGGCAUCAACACACUCGCUCAAGCAUUGCAGUACAUCCAGGACAACUACUCUGCAGACGAUGCUGCGGCAUUACGCUCGCGCCUGAGAGUGUACGCGAUUUCCGACCAGGACGACAGCGGGCCUUGGAUUCGCGCCAACUUCCCCGACGUAUUCUACAUCGUGUCAGUUCACGCAUGGAACUCAUACUACGCGUCGACAUGGUUGGGAAUAUCCGCCAAUUUGGCUGGAACCAACGUGACUAAGGUGUCUAAGCCUUGGCUGGCAGAGAAUAUCAAGAUUGGUGGAGCUCUUUCGGAGCAGUAUCCUCUACCCCUGUACACCAUGGAGGGAGAUUCACCCAGCUUCCUGUACCUGAUCCAAAACGGCCUCGGACACCCCGAGUUCCCGAACUGGGGCAGCUGGGGAGGAAGAUACGGUUAUGUCGUCCCAGGAUCCAAGCAGUACUCGGACACCGUCGACCAGGCCGUAGGUGUCGACGGAGUGUCCUACGUGAACAACAAAGCCAGCGUCUACCGCUGGAGGGAUCACUUCCAAAAUGACUUUGCAGCCCGCAUGCAGUGGACUGUGACUUCAGACUUCUGGAACGCGAGCCAUCCGCCUGUGCCCGUCGUGAACGGCACUCAGGGCCCAGACCUCCUCAACAUCACAGUGGCUGCUGGGCAAACAGUUGUCCUUGAUGCCAGCGAAUCUUAUGAUCCGGAUCAUCCUGAUACCGUUGAGAACCUGCAGUUUGAGUGGUACCACUAUGCUGAGCCCACAGAGUACGUGACCAGCCCGAACGGUCUGACUCAUCUGAAUCUCACUGCCCUGUCGCCACCCGAGGGCACCAAUGGCACACUUUCAUACAACGAUGCUGGGUUCGAGGGCGUGGUUAUCGGCAAGACUGUGGGAGUCGAGGUACCAGGUGACACGACUGGGCUGGGGUACCACAUCAUUUUGCAGGUGACAAGCCUUACUGCACCGCUGCCACUCAGGAGAUACCUGCGUGUUAUUCUCAAUGUGGAGGCAUGA